UAGUGGCGCGUUCUUGGCGGCGGGGAGAGACACCAGCCAAGCCAUGGGCGGCGGCGGCGGAGAAGAGAAGCCGUUCAAUUUCCUCCAGGUCCUCUGCGAGGGCGUCAUAGCCGGAGGGACCGCCGGCGUCGUGGUGGAGACGGCUCUGUACCCCAUCGACACCAUCAAGACCAGGCUCCAGGCUGCUCGAGCUGGAAGUCAAAUUCAAUGGAAAGGCCUGUAUUCUGGAUUAGGCGGAAAUCUUGUCGGUGUUCUCCCGGCUUCUGCUCUGUUCGUGGGAAUAUAUGAACCAACUAAACGGAAACUACUGGAUGUGUUUCCUGAUAAUUUGAGUGCUGUUGCUCAUCUUACUGCAGGGGCUGUUGGAGGGUUUGCUGCUUCUCUCAUUCGUGUCCCCACAGAGGUGGUCAAACAAAGGAUGCAAACUGGUCAAUUCAGUACUGCGCCUAAUGCUGUUCGUAUGAUAGUUGCCAAGGAGGGAUUUAAAGGUCUUUAUGCUGGGUAUGGUUCAUUUUUACUUCGAGAUCUUCCGUUCGAUGCCAUUCAGUUCUGCAUAUACGAGCAACUUCGAAUUGGUUACAAGCUUGUGGCAAAGAGGGAGCUGAAUGAUCCAGAGAAUGCACUCAUUGGUGCUUUUGCCGGUGCAAUUACUGGCGCUAUAACGACGCCCCUCGAUGUUCUGAAGACAAGGUUGAUGGUUCAGGGGCAAACAAAGCAAUACUCUGGAAUUGUAAGCUGUGCUCAAACAAUCUUGAGAGAGGAAGGUCCCAAGGCAUUCUUGAGGGGCAUCGAGCCACGGGUGCUGUGGAUCGGCAUCGGUGGGUCCAUCUUCUUUGGUGUGCUGGAGAAGACCAAGUCCAUGCUCACCGAGAGGAGCAGCUGCAAGGCCACGACCGACAAGGAUGAGUGAAACAACCAACAAAUUGUGCAUCCUUUGCUGACUUGCUCAACAGAAUGACCCUUCAUUUCACCUCAAGUUUUGCUCAGAGUUUAUCUGCUGGGGUUGCGUUUCAUCUUUCAGAACCAUAGGCCACACGAUCAGUUUCAGUUUGUUUUUCUUAUCUGAGAGGGACCUCCUGUGCUACUCUUGUACAUUGUAGUCUUUGUCAAUUUUUAUUUUGAGUCUAUACCGUGAUUAAACACUGCUUAACUAUCACGGGCGGUUAAUUAUCACACUUCUCUUUGCACAAA
Messenger RNA from Lolium rigidum, 1191 nucleotides. Its product is annotated as S-adenosylmethionine carrier 1, chloroplastic/mitochondrial-like. Gene Ontology annotation, molecular function: S-adenosyl-L-methionine transmembrane transporter activity. Gene Ontology annotation, cellular component: mitochondrial inner membrane. Gene Ontology annotation, biological process: transmembrane transport. The record is from RefSeq and is a predicted model, not a curated record. The transcript is spliced from 11 exons. Bases 44 to 910 code for a protein of 288 amino acids. NCBI's taxonomy places the organism in Eukaryota, Viridiplantae, Streptophyta, Magnoliopsida, Poales, Poaceae.